Xylona heveae TC161 is the source of this 885-nucleotide messenger RNA. RefSeq lists its product as hypothetical. Bases 1 to 885 code for a protein of 294 amino acids. The record is from RefSeq and is a predicted model, not a curated record. The transcript has a single exon. NCBI's taxonomy places the organism in Eukaryota, Fungi, Ascomycota, Xylonomycetes, Xylonales, Xylonaceae.
AUGGCACUUCACCACCUAUACAACCUCCUACUUCCCCUCAACAUCCUCGCUCUCUUCACACUCCUCACCCUCCUCACUUUCAUCCCCACCUCCCACAGCGCCUCAUGCACCCAGGACCAAAUCUCCCGCAUGGACGUCAUGACGGGCUGCGACUGCGUCGGCUCCUCCAGCAGCGCCGGCUGCGGGCCCUGCCCCGUCUCCUGCGGCGGGAUCCUGCAGAUCAUCCCCGACGGGCAGCUCGCCGCGUGCGGGCACGGCUGCGUCGAGUCCAACAGCAUCUGUUCGGCCUGCAACCUAUUUUUCGGGGGGCUUUGCACAUGCAUCCACCGGCUCGAGAACGGGCUUGUGACGAACUGCAUCGCCAGCGACCCUCCUUCGCCCAACAAGGGCUCUCCGAUCUGGAUGCUCCUGAACUCGCACCUGCUCGUGACCACCACGCAACUUAUCCCCGGGAUUUUGGAACUCGACCAAGCCCCCGACCCGGACGGCGGGUGGAGGCUUGCGCAGGAAAACUACGAUCGCGCUGCGGGCGCGCUGGCGAUGAAUUCCGUGGCGUCGCGCACCGAAGAGCAGAUCCAUAUCCACUUAUGCGUGCCCCAGAAGCAGACGAUUCGGGAUAUCCUGUCGGGGCUGGAUCGCGCUGAUUAUACCAAGCUGAAAUAUGUCCCCGGGCUGCCGAAUGGCUGGGAUAUGGUGUGCAGAGUGUCCCCGACCCAGGGCAGCCCGAUCAAUGUGGCGUCCACGAUUGAGACUUUUUUGAGCACGGCGGGAGGGUGUAAUCCGUAUUUUGCGGGGGCCGGGGUCAUGACGGAUUCGAAUGAUUAUACGUGGGCGUGUAUCACCACGACGGCGACUGCGACGGAGAAGGUUUUUUGCUAUCCUUAA